Parnassius apollo (apollo) is the source of this 219-nucleotide messenger RNA. NCBI's taxonomy places the organism in Eukaryota, Metazoa, Arthropoda, Insecta, Lepidoptera, Papilionidae. The record is from the annotation of a GenBank genome assembly.
AUGCCUGACGUGUCUCGCACUAUGCAAUCACGAAGUGCAAAAUUAGUUAGUGCUGCUUUACGCAACGAUAUUUCUGUAGCCGAGUGGUCUAUCGUGCCGUCAACAAGCAGUGGCAUUCAAAACUCGGUGCAAGCAUCAAGCUCGGAGCAUGUUGUGGUGCCGCACUAUUUGCUAGAUACAGGGUCUGAUUUUCAUUCUGAUGACUCAGUAUUGGAUUAA